Messenger RNA from Aspergillus nomiae NRRL 13137, 459 nucleotides. RefSeq lists its product as uncharacterized. The coding region runs from base 1 to 459 and encodes 152 amino acids. The record is from RefSeq and is a predicted model, not a curated record. Lineage: Eukaryota; Fungi; Ascomycota; Eurotiomycetes; Eurotiales; Aspergillaceae. The transcript has a single exon.
AUGUCCUUCUUACGGCGCAUACAGCAGUGGUUCCAAGACCUUGCCACUGCGGCUCCAAUCACCCACAAAGCCACCCGCAUUUUCGGAUUUAUGAUACUCUAUAUUCUGAUCUUCUACGUCUGUAGAUAUCAGAUCACGCAAAUCCCACCGUUGUCACGGAAUAUCCUCUCGAUUUUCAUUGAGCUCAUAGUGAUUCCCAUCUUUUACGCCAUGAUGUACCCGCUGGUCUGCGGCAAGGAAGCUAAUGAGGGUAUCCCUACGGACCCUGAACUCCAGCCUCAAGCCGAACCAACGUCGGAUGCAGGCUCAGAUCCGGAUAGUACCUCCCAGGAUAGCAAUAAAGACGCGGGCAAGGAUGCACCCAGUUCCCGCCAAUCGGUGAAUGGAGACCGCUUCCAUAUAUUGCGACUUGGCUUGCUUAUGUCCACCGCGACCAUCUGGUUUUUUUUCUGUCGUUAG